Molecule: messenger RNA, 32936 nt
Organism: Pocillopora meandrina
Lineage: Eukaryota; Metazoa; Cnidaria; Anthozoa; Scleractinia; Pocilloporidae
Source: the annotation of a GenBank genome assembly
UUCGUCGAACUUUUGGUUGCCAUUCAUUAAGACAGGGGCGAUCAGUUAAAUUGAAACCAUGUGAUUCGCAAGGGAGACAUCUACCCUAUGAUUAACUGUGAUAGGAAGGACACGAGAGGUAACGAAUUUUAUUUUGUAUUGGUCAAUGUGGUAGGAAACUAUUAAUUAUAGUGUUCGGCUCAUUAGUAAUUAGUAAAGGUGAAGAUUGCCAGGAAUGGUCUGGCAUUUAGUGUGAAACAGAAUUCCUUAAAAUUCUUUUCGAGAACUAUUGCACUUUCUCUCCGCUAGGGAAUACGACUCUUGGUUAAUGGUUUCCUUCGAAAACCGUUUGUUUCAAGAGACACCAUUUUCUCCUUGGAAUUCCCAGUGACCUCCCUCAAGCGGUGUUGUCUCAAACUAGAACCUGAACUAUCGAUGAAAAUUGAUAACUAUCGAUGACAAUCGGUAACGAUCAAUCGAUUAAAGCACAUGUAGAUAUAAAAGGGGGAUUCUGGCGCAUUUUGAACACAACCUUGAUUCCAAGUCAACUCAUGAAUUUUAACCUUGAUUUCAAGUCAACCUUGAAAUCAAGGCUGGUUCCAAGAGAGCAGUUUUUGCACAUUUUGAAAACAACCUUGAUUUCAAGGCAACUUAAAAUUUCACCAGUGAAUAAUAUUCAUGAUGUCUCAGUUGUUCAGAGUUCUGAAGAGGGUGUGAAUAUUAUAAUCUUAAGUGAUUCUCUGGAACAGUUAGGGUGUUGAUUCAUUUUUCUUAGUUUUUUCCAAAUCAACGAAUUACUUCAGGAGGUAACUCAGUUCCAGGAGGAACAGUCUAAAGCUCUUCUUGGACAGGUCCAUCUUGCAGAUAGUAGAGAAAAGGCUCACCUUUAUUCAUAAGUGAUUUUUUGAUAUUGAAGACCUUCAGAGACCACACUGAAUCUGUGGUUCACUUCUGACCACCUUCCAGCUCACUAGCUGCAUAGAAAUAUCUCACAUUAAUGAUUGUGUCUGAUCCCUUAUCUACUGAGAUUGUCAGAAAUAAGCAUGCACUGUGAAUAAUCUGUUAACUUCAGUAACUGUGACCUCUCACGCGAAAACGUACCUUAUGGUAUCCGUUCGAAUGGUCGAACGCACGGUAUGUGAACGGAUGACAAACGGAUAGAGAAACCGUUUAAAACGGAUGCCGUGAACGGCUGAACGGCUUCAGAAAAAUUUCGAACGGUUGAAGUCGAACGGCUGAACGGCUAAAGGAAAAUUUCGAACGGUCGAAGUCGAACGGCUGAACGGCUAAAGGAAAAUUUCGAACGGUUGAAGUCGAACGGUUGAACGGCUAAAGGAAAAUUUCGAACGGUUGAAGUCGAACGGCUGAACGGCUUCAGAAAAGUUUCAAACGGUUGAAGUCGAACGGCUGAACGGCUGAAGGAAAAUUUCGACCGGCUGAACGGCUGAAGUUUUCAACGGAUAAGGUCAAAGUAAACGGUUGAACGGCCGAUCAAAAACAUUCGAACGAAAUGACAGUAAUUAAGAUAAACGCGACACGCGCCGCUUAGAUCUGAAAACUGAUAGAAAACUUAGAAUAAAUCUAAAAGGCAUUUGUAAACAACGCUUAUAUUUACAAAGUUCGUGUUGAAUGUUGUUACUGUUAUUCUCCCACGCGAUAGUACUGUUGGUUUGGCAAGCAUGCUCUAAACAAAGCAGAGUUUAAUUCCUUGCAGAGGGGAAACACGCUAUAUUAGGAACCUUCAAGUGUUUACCAAACUAACUUUAGUCUGUCCGAUGUACUCUUGACUGAUCGCAGUGCGAAGACUAUUAACUUUGACAGGAUCACGGCUCGAAACAUCCCUUCCAAAGGAAUUGUAAGCUACGGUUUCAAAACAUAUCGCCAGCCGUUCGCCACGAACAUCCAGUUCGAACGGCUCACAACUUUUUUGAAACGUAUAGCUCCAGCCGUUCGAACGGCUCCCAAUUUUUUUUGAACGGAUAGCUCCAGCCGUUCGAACGGCUCCCAAUUUUUUGGAACGGAUAGCUCCAGCCGUUGAACGGCUCCAAUUUUUUUGAACGGAUAGCUCCAGCCGUCGACGGCUCCCAAUUUUUUUUGAACGGAUAGCUCCAGCCGUUCGAAUGGCUCCUAAUUGUUUUUGAACGGAUAGCUCAAGCCGUUCGAACGGCAUCCCAUCCCGCUCGAACGGCUGAUGAACGGCUUACGAACGGCUACCGUUUCAAAACGGCAAACCGUAAGGAAUGUUUUCGCGUGAGAGGUCACAACUGUGACAUAUUUUUUCCUGAAACUUCUUUCAGUCUUUUUUAAAACUUGCCCCUGCAUAAUUUAACAUGUCUCAAAGAAGCUUCUCAUAAUGAAGUUGCCUUAAAAUCAAGGUUGUUUUCGAAAUGUACAAAAAUGGUUUUUUUUGAGAUCAAGCUUGAUUUUGAGGUUGACUUGAAAUCAAGGUUGUUUUCAAAAUGAGCUAGAAUCCCCCUCUUACAUCUUCUAUUGAUGUUGAAAAUCGAUGAACAAUCAAAUGUGAAAGUUUCUGUGAUUUCUAUUCUCAUCGAUUAUCAAUAAUCAUCAAAAAUCAAUUAAAAUCAAUUGGUUACACCAUGAAAACCCAAUUUCAAGUGAACUUUAAGCAUACACGUAUGUAUUUGAAGUCUGGUAAUAGCAUUUUCAUCAUGAAUAAGAAAUCCUUUGAAUUUGAAACCUUGCCAGGUUUUAAAGUUUGACUUCUGUUACUGACCAUUUUAGCGAAACUGACCAAUCUUGUCCCAUUAUUUCAAACCAAGUUUCCCGUCUGAGUUUCAGGUCCCAACCAAUAAGUUGGCUAAUGGUGGGAGACAUAUGGUAAACCAAAAUAUGAUUUGAUACAAAACAAUUAUUCAGACAUGUAUAUGUAAUAACUAACCACAUGCUUUCAAAGUUGGUCUCAAGUGCUCUAAUCUAAUUUGUUUUUUCAUAUUUCUCUGUGUAUAUUUAUUGGAAAACAGGGUUUUACUUAUUAUGGCAGAGGAUGGUUUAGCUAGGAACUUAGAUGAUGUAACAGUAGGUACUGGAGGUAAUGGAGUGAUACAAGGCAGAAUACCACAGUCAGCAAGCAGCCACGGUGAAGGAAAAACUACAAGCAGAGGAAGAAUUUAUAAUUAUAACAGGCUUGCAUCUGCACAUGGUCAGUACUAUCCUAGUGCUGGUAGCUCGUCAGGAUACUGUCAUCCACAUGGCAAUGACUGGAAACUCACAUCAAGUGAAGAUGACAAGGCCCGAUAUACAGUGAAGCAAAUUGAUCAUGAUGAGAUAGGGGAAAUGUCAAGAGAGCAAGACACUGUCCUGGAAUCACAACAAGGGGCAUGCUACCAACCUACCAAGAUGGAGACAGAGGCAGUCUGCCAAAAGAAAGAAGACAUUGCUAAUGACUCUCGAAAAGCUAGGGGGAAAACUGCUAAAAUUUUAGUGGACCAGCCAAGGGCAAAAGAAAGCAGAAGAAAGAACUCACAAGGUAAAAGGGGACUUCAAAGACAUCAUGAUGGCAACAAUGAAUUUACCCCUUUAUGUCGCGAUAGUCAUGAAUUCUGUAAUGACCUUACAAUGCAAGAAAGAGUCAUUCAUAAAUCCAAGAUUUCUACUAAAAUGGACUCUUCAAGCUCUGUAUGGCAACCUAAUUUUAACUACAGUAAACAUGGACACAGAUCCAAGAAACUUGAUAAACCAGAUGGUAGGCAGAAGGGACAAAAGGGAGAAACUUCUGCAAUAAAAACAGGAAAGAGAGGCAAUGUAAGAGAUUACAGAAGACAAAAGGAAGAAGUUCUUCGAACACUCAGUUAUCUUAAUCCACUGCAGUCAUCUCAAGCCAGUGUCUUGAUAGAACAGCUAAGGAAUGAGACAUAUGAGUGUAUGGUUUGCUGUGAACGGAUUCGAUGUAGUGCUGCUGUGUGGAACUGUUGUAGUUGUUAUCAUUUGUUUCACAUGGGCUGUGUGAGAAAAUGGGCAAAAUCCUCUGUGGCUAUACCUCCAGAAGGUAUGUCAAAAAUUAAAUAUGAUAGGAAUAUCAGUUAUGAAAGUACAUUGUACCACCUACACUGAUCUUGUGGCCAUCUAAACUUUAACCUUCACUAUAAACGUGUUGAAAAAUAUUGAUUGACUCUGCAUCAUACUGAACUAAUACUGAUUAAGUUUAUCAAAGUUCAAGUUUAAGGGAAUACUGUAAACACCAGCUGAUGAGCCAUAUGCACAGAUAACAAGCACCCUAAGAUUAAAUACUCAAAUUUUUUAAUAAGGCUUUUGAAAAGAAAUCUUACGAAAUCACAACUAGUAUGUCAACAGGUGCAUACACAUCAGAUGUGCCUAUGGUACCAGUUUGUGAAGUCCCUCUAUCAUUGAGCUGUACCAUGUAUGUGAGUGUUACACCAACUAAAUUUUGGCAUGCAGUUUUUGUUUGGUUUUGCUUUUUUUUGUGAGCAUAGUUUUGGAACCAAUUUAUGUUUUUAUUAGCUUUCUCGGGUCUUUUCUUGAACCAUGUACAAAAUGUUGAAACAGUUUGCCUAAAUUAUCCUUUGAACACUACCAUGUUACUGCACUUGAAAAUACUGCAGUACUACACCAUUCGUUACCUAUUACAUUAAGUCCUUCAGAAUUGACUCUAUUAUUCUAUUUAAUUUAACUUGAGGUGAUGAAAUUGGUGGUUGGCGAUGUCCAGGCUGUCAACAUAUUACUCAGGGUAUUCCAGCUGUCUACAAAUGCUUUUGUGGUAUGGAGUUUCUAUCAUUUUUGUUUAGUUUUAACACUGCUGAAUUAUAACAAUGGCCUUUAAUGGCUCAUUUUUUCAUCAUGUAUUUGUCUGAGGCAUAGAUAACAUUUAGUUUGGAUCAUGUCUGUCAAUGAAUAGGGAAAGUUAUUGAUCCUGAGUGGAGACGUCAGGAAGGGUUGACACCUCACAGUAAGUAUUAUUUUAGUUAAUUAAUUUCAUUCAAUUUUUUUGUACAUCAGGUGUCCCAAAUUGUUUUCAUUUUCAGAAUGAAUUGAACUGAAGGAGUCACUAGGAGGGUGGUGUGGUAAUGUGUGCUAAGCAAAAACUGAAAAACAUUAUGAUAGAGCCAAAGUGACAAGUUAACUUGAAUGUCACUUUUCAUGAUGAAUGGAGUAACACAUUUGGAAUUUAACUGCUUAUUGUCUUUGUGGUGUACACGCAUGAGUGUAAUGCUGAAGUAAUCAAACAGAAAGUCAUUUAUGCCAUAUUGUAAAAUUUAUCAUUAUGUAAUAGUACUCAGCUGGAAGCUUUGGGGAAUAAGCUAUUGAAGUUCAUUGUGUUUAUCACCCAGAGACUGGUUUUCAUGUCUAUUGUUUCAUUCUUGGAGUGAGAAACCAGAGUGACUUGUGAUAGUUGGUGUUUUACAGGUUGUGGAGAACUAUGUGGAAAACAGAGAGAUUCACUUUGCCAACAUCACUGUAACCAGUGAGUAUUUUGUUUUCAAUGAAUGUUUUACUGCAGAUGUUCAAAAAUGUACAGUCAGAUGGUGUAUGUGUCUAAGUUGUUUAUUCUAUGGUUAUCAAAAUGGUUCUAAGAAUUGAAGGGGAAGUCAUUUCUUACCAUCCAACAAAGCAGAAAUUAACCUGACUAUGCUUUAAUCAAUGCAAACUGAACCAUGAGGUUGGUAAGAUAUUUUGUAUCCUCGCAAGAAAAUAUGUUUAUUUUCAAGAAAAAUAAUUAUCACAGUAUGAAAAAUAUUUUAAUGGUGUCACAACCCGACAAUAGAAGGGCUCUGACGAAGGGCUAAUGCUCGAAACGUCAGCUUUUUUACCCUUUACGGUGGCUAAUUUACGUUUUCAACCCAGUUGUUAACACUAAAUUACCUGCUAUACUCUUCCACCAACACAGCACCACAGUUUCUUUAGAAACUUACCCCUUUACCCCCUCAUUCGACAAUAGAAAUGUUAGGAAAUUGUCAAGAAUAAAUGGCCAAAUUUUUAAUAUACCUAUACAGAAAAAUUCUUUAAACUGUGCAAAUGUGUAUGGCUUUUGGGUGAAAAAAGAUGCAGAUGCUAUGGAAUGCACUUUUCAUGAUAUUUCUGUCAGUUUUUCUUUGCUUUCUGCAACUGGGAGAUUCAGGAAGGAUAUGUGAUAGCCCAUCAAAGAUCUAAAACUGGUAAACAGAAAUAUUGCUGCCAGCAAAAGCCUACUUGUGUGUUCAUAUGGAGCAGAGGGGUUAAAAUUUUCUAGUUGAAUGCACCUUAGAUUUACAGGGUGAGUUGAUUUUGAUUGACUGAAAGUCAUUAUGCAUAUUCUCCAUACUGUUCUCUUUACAUUUCCCGAGGUGCUAGGGAGAAUUUGUUUAACUAUCAAGCAUACAGCAAUCAUUUCCUUUAUACUUGUGAUCCUACUGUGUAAUUCAAGGGUGAUAUUGUAAGGAGAAAUUCGAUGCUAGUCACUCUCUGGGAUCAAAGAGUUAAAGCAUGUGAUUUGUUAAGCAUCCAAUUAUUCCUAUCUACUAGACAAUAAAACAUACAGCACCAACUGAGGGCUUAGGACUUGUAGGAAUGGGCAGAUUGAAAAUUGCAAAGAUUUUUGAACAAAGGAAUUGUGAUUGGAUUCUUAAUCACCCAUCAUUUGCUUAAAUUUGAGUAAAGUAACCUAAGUAGUGAGUUACAUGGAAAUGAUAGUCCUUGUUCUUAAAAAAAAAAAAAAAACACUGAUCAGAAAACUUAUGAGAUUCAAAAUUCUCAAGGUGCAUUCAUGUUCUAUUGGAUCCUACCUCUGCAUGAAGACAAAAAAGAAUUUUACUCUCUUGAAAGAAAACCAAUACACGAAAACAAGCUCAUAUAGCACAGUUAAAGUUAUGCAACAAACUAAUAUGACAAGACUGGUAUGUAACAUGGCCUUUAAGGCAAUGCUUUUAAUAAGAUUUGAAGUUGGCAGCUACCUUGAAUUACGGUCAACUUGCUGACGGACCAACUCGCCAACGGACCAACUCGCCGACGCCAACUCGCCGACGUAUAAAAUCGAGUAGAGACGUCAGCGAGUUGGUUGUCAAUCCAAUACAAUUUAUUAGAAGUUAAACAUACAGAAAAUUAAACGAUAUUUAGUAAAAAACACUGGUGAACAUUGGUGAACAUCUAAUAGAAGCUUAAACAUUGGUGAACAUUGGUGAACAUCACCAAUGACUAUAACAGCUUAAGACGCGAACGAGUUAUUGUGCGACAACAACACCGUAAAGACUCAUCAUGUCAAUCGCUCAGAUUUUUUAACGAAAACUUGGCUUUCUAGAUGAGAUCUUUAGUAAAAAGCAUUUCUUUUUAUUUGCAACAAAGUUUAUAAGGAUCUCAAGGCGAAUAAAGCGAAGUAAACAUCACCAAUGACUCAAACAGCUUCAAACGCGAACGAGUUAUUGUGUGACAACAACACUGUAAAGACUCAUCAUGACAAUCGGUCAGAUUUUUUAAGAAAACUUGGUAUAAUAAGUUGUAUUGAUAAGUUGUAUUGGAUUGACAACCAACUCACCGACACCAUACUCAAUUUUAUACGUCGGCGAGUUGGCGUCGGCGAGUUGGUCCGUCGGCGAGUUGACUGGUUACUGCUACCUUAGUGAAGCACCUGCUGGAGAAUAAUAUGGAAAACAAUCUCUCUCUCAUUGACCUGCCAUUCAUUCAGUUCCAUUCAGUAUAAACUGGCUUCAAACAGUUUCCCAUGUUAAACUUUGGUAAAUGAUCAUUACAUAUUAGACUCCUUUGAAACAAUUACUUUAACUGAUUGUUUUAACACCAAUCAAAAUCUUCCAUUUGCUGAUAUGCAACCCUGCCACAAAACCCGACACAAAAGUUGUCUGAGAGGACAUAGGGUCACUGAUUACCAAAAUUUGAGUAAGUGUGUUUUUUGAAACUCAAAAAUCUAUUUUUGCUGGAAAUGUGGUAUAUGAAGAGACAAUAUCAAUCAUUCUUAUCUUGUCUAGCCAAACCAGAUUCUAUUGUUUCCACUCAUACAUCACUCUGACUCAUAGUUGCUUAAAGUAUUUGCUUAGUAAUACCAUGAUCUUUGUUAACAGAGUCGUCUUUUGCUUGUAAGUUGAAACAAACCUCAGUCUCUGGCUGCUGCAAAACACAGAAGGAAUUUUUUGUAAUUGCAAGUUAUGUGGUUUUUUUUUACUGGGUGAAAUAAAAGAUAUGCAGUGCCCAGUGAAUUCCAUGAGUUUUAUCUGUUGGGAAAAGGCCAUGAGUGUUCUCAUCUGCAGAGGUGUUUAAGCAUUUAUGCAGUCGGCCACCAAAUGUUUGCAUAAGAUAACUGAAUUAAAUCAAUAAGGCAGUGAACUCUAACUGUUGCCAUGAAAAGUCACAUACUUUCAUGUUCUGGCUUACCAGUAACCAUAAGAACAUGGUCUUCUCUGCCUUUAACAGGAAAUUCAGCUUUGUUUUUGAUAAAAGGUUUAAAGCGUAGGGUUCAAAAGCUGUAUUCAUUAAGCCUUGCUUAAGUGUUUUUUAUGCAAGCGUAACAUCUUUACAAAAAAGUUCCAAAUUUGAGUUAUGUGUGCUAUUAACAAGCACACUAUUUUUUUAAUUAACAACUUUGGUUUCAAGUUUAUUUAUUAACUAGUUUACUAACUUGCAGUUGAGAGGAAAUGCUGUUGUUUUACUAGUCCAGGACUAUUUGAUGAUUUUAGUUUAGCAAAAGUUGUUUAAAAAUUAUUCUGAUAUUCUUCGGAUUUUAAAAGAUGUCCUGUCAUGUUAGUAGGACUCUCAAGAAACAGGCUUUUAGACUAACUUUGUAACUGUUGAUUUGAUUGCAGGCUCUGUCAUCCUGGGCCCUGCCCUUCUUGCCCUGUGAUGAUAACAAAAGCCUGUUCCUGUGGAAAAACAAAGUAUCCUUAUGUUCUUGAAUGAAUUCAUUUUAUUAAAAUCUCUGUAUAAUAAUUUUUCCACACAAUUGUAAGAAGGACACCUCUCCAGCAAUGUACAUUUCUGUGCUAAGUGACCUAGAAGUCUAGUCACUUUGUUGGUUCAGUUAGCUCAGACUAAUUUAUCCAUUGGACAUCUACUUGCAAACCAGGUGUGCCUUGUUAUGCAGCCACAUGAAAAUUUGACAUCCUGGAUUGUUGAUGUGGUACCAGAAUAAUUUUAGAAUGUUCCUGUAAUUCUUUAACAAUACAACAGGAAGCGCAUUAGGUGUGGUCAGGCGACUGUCAUAUUGUGUGACCAAGUUUGCAACAAAAUUCUCAACUGUCUCACCCACAAGUGUUCAAGAAUUUGUCACCAAGGUAACUGGUCAUGGUGGGAUUUAGUCAGAGUCAAUGUCCAUUGAAAGCAGCUCAACACAGCCUUUAAGAAAAACUUUCAGAAAGUAUUCUUUACAUUCAUUUUGAAAGUUUCAGUCUCAGCAUAUUUUUUAUGUCCAGUGCUUUUUAAAUAUAUUUCUAGAAAGUUACAUGAAAAAGAGGUAUUGAAAAUGGUAACCGUUUUAGUACAUUAUGUUUGUCUUAUUAAUAAGGAAUGCCAUUAGUUGAAAGAAUUCUACCCCACUCCCCAGAGGUUCCCAAAAUUUUUGGCCCAAAUAGGAGCCCUGAGAGCAGCAAGGAUAGGAUGCAAAGCUUUGAGUGGUGUUAAAGAAUAGAAACACUGUGAACUAAGAUGAGGCAGUCAAGUGCUUUAAGAUAUUUUUUUGAUGGCCUUAAGAAUUGUGUGAUUUUAUCACACUUAAGAAUUGUUAGUAUAAUGGCAGCCUGUCUCAAAUGUAUGGUAUGUUUAAUAAUCUUUAUUGUAGGUCCCUGUGGAGACUGUAAAAUCCUUGUACAACAAGGUAAGUAGUAAAGGUAACAUUGAGGAAAGUUACAAAAUUUAUGCUUAAGGGGAUUCCUCAGAAAAAAGUUUUAGAAUACUUUUUUUUAAACUUUCCUAAUGGGUAUAUGCCUACCAAUGUCUGUGUCGAAGAAGACAUUUUAAAAGGUAGGUCACCAAGCUUUUUUAAGAGAUACGACGGGCCAAACUUACACCAUUUAUGCCUGUACUGGCACUAAUUGUUUGCUUUACUUUAUUGGUUCACAUCUAACAUUUUGCCUAAGCAGGAAGCAAGGGUUUUUAAAGUUACAUUGAAGAAAAUUGACAGAUGGAAAGUCUUGAGUUAUGGAAAAUUUCGUAUAUAAUUUGUGGUAAAAUCACACAAUUUUCUACAACCUAAUUUGCAUCAUCAAGAAAUUGGCUUGGUGAAUACUUUUAGCUAUAUCCUUUUUUCCCUUUGAUGAAUUUUUUUUUUAAUUUCUCCAAUUCAAUGGGGAUAAUUUGUACACUUGAAUUAUGCAAUAAAAAGUAUAGGUCACCAUGCUCAUUUAAGAGCUAAAAACCAUUGCACCUCUUUCACUGGUCCAUAGAUUGAAAAAAAGGACCAUGGUCUAGCAAAAUUGCAUUCUAAUGCCCUCCCAUUAUUGAAUGAUUCUUACUGUGAUCAACAAAUGUUGUAAAAUUUAGCAGAGCUUCUGGUGCUACUGUUGGAUUUUUCUCUUGCAAGCAUCAUUCUAUGAUGCUUGCAUCUUCAUUAAAAUAUGUGUACUUCACUGGAAAGACUUAGUGCUUCCAGUUCAAAUGCCACACUCCAUUAUAAGAUUAUGGGUCCAAUGACCUGGGAGAGGGAAGUUGUAGCUUCAAAUUGAUUGGCGCAUAAGUUAUGGUUAUAAUUUGAUUAUUAUUAUCUAUAUUGCUAUCAUUGUUUUUGUUGUUAUCAACAGUGAUAUCACUAUAAUUAUUAUCUAUUCCUGCUCUUUCAAUGCUUCUGACAUUACCAGUUUUUUUUGUUCUCCCAUAAAAGUUUGUUAUUGUGGAAAACAACACCGGGAGGUGUUUUGUGGAGCAGGUAAGGAUUGUAGUGAAGACUUCUUUGUUAUUACUUUUGCAUUACUUUAAAGGGUAUGUAAGCUCCAGUCUCAGCCAAAUAAAUCUACACCAUUAAAACCAUGGAUAAAACUUAAAACUUGUGCAUUUUGAUGAGUACCCUAGAUUAACCUAGUGUUGGUAACAACAUGUUUUGUUAAAUGUGCUGAAAUGCAACUAUGAAUGCUGUCAUUCAGAAACAUCUCAGCAACCUGGCUGGCACUUGUCAAACCACAAUGUUUGGUCAAUAAAUGGCUGCAAAAGAAUAAUUUUUUGGGUCAAGAAUGCCUCUUGUGAAGCUCCUACAUGUAAUUGCUUGAACAGAUUGCUAAGAGAAGGUAAAAAGAGGAGAGUGACAUAAAUUUUUUAGAUCACUGGUAAGCAGCCAGGUUGUUCAGCAUGAUUAUAAAAUGGUGGAAUCUCUAGUUGAAUUUCAAAUGCAUUGGAGAACAAUUUUCAAAAGGUUUGGUUUCUCCUUAAAAUUUCAAUUUCAUGCUUUUCCUGUAAGGUUAUUUUUUCAAAGUUUUUUCAAGAAUUGUUGGUAUUUUCUUGUACUGAUAUUUUUAUCAACUUCUUAGGUGUAUACACACAUGUAUUAAGAUCUUUUUCAUGACCACCCCACCUGUAUGAUCACACUGACUGAUCUUUGAACUGGGUCGCAACUGUGUUACAGUGCGAACUAUGUCACUAAAUUUUGUAAAGUUUAACUAAAAACAAGUGACAGUUAAGUGCAGUUUCUAAAAUGUUCUUGCUGUCUGAAAAAAAGGUCUUUUAUUUACAAAAUAAGGUAAACCAAGAAAAAAAAUUACAUGGGACCACUGUGUAGUAAAAGAAGACUUAAAAUUACAUUAGUUAGCUCAUACAAGCUAAAGUUUGAGAAUUUUAAAAGCAACCUGUGAUAUGUCCCUCCCCUAACUUUUAGUGUUGAGCAAAUCUUAAAAUUGUAGGCUCAAAGGGUUAAGGAGUAAAAAGUGGAGUAUUAAGAAGAAGUGGAGGGUCAUAGGGUUGUGUGAUAUUCAUUUUGUUUUCCAAAUGCUUGUGGCUGUUAUUUUCCUGCAUUUGCAUUCUGAGGCACCUCUUGGGUGGCCAUAGACUGUUAAAAACUGUUAGCUGUCUAUAUUAGAUAGGUGUUCACCUUGCCUUACCCUUUUCAGCUUUGUGGGAUGCAUUUUGAUUUGUUUGUUAUUAUACAAUAGGUGUACCUGGCAAUGAGGAUCUGGAAGCAAAAUCAGGAUGUUUCUCUUGCCAAGACAAGUGCUUAAGGUGAAAAUUAAAUCAUUCAUUUCAUUUACAACUUGAUAGUUCUUAUGAAAAGAAGGGAAAAUGAAACCUUAAGAAAGAGAUUCAAGGGUAAAGUAAUCUUGCAUACUAUCAGCAGGGAAGAGAGUGUUGAACACAGCCAUGCCUACAGAGCAGGAGUAUGAAGCCUUGUGCUGCUGUUUAUAAAGCAUGGAAAAUUAAACAAAUGUUGUAUUUCCUCAUUCCAAGCUAAAAUUUAGUUCAAGGAAUGCUCAAUAUCAGCAUACACAAAUACAACUUUUAUUAACUGUCAUGAUCAUUCGUCAACAAAAUUAAAAAAAGGAGAAAAUACUUCUCCUACUUAUAGUAUUGAUGAUUAUCUGGAUUUCAACUACAUAAUGCUGCAUAUCACCUGAAGAAAACUUACAGUAAACAGUUGAAACAACAUGAUCCAUAUCAGAAGUGAUAAACUUGUAAGACAAACGAUUUUGCUUCAUAUACAAGCUUAUUCCCACAAUGAAUAAUCACAUCCUUUUUAAUCAAGUUGUCACCAACUGCUAUAGAGGGAAUAAGAAAGAAAGCUGUUGUUUUGCAUAAGUUAAUUUUGAAAAGUUAAAGAUGUAUAAAUAUUUUUCGUAUUAAUAACAAAAUGAAUUAUUCUCAGCGUAAUUUUCUUAAAUAGUUUUGUUCAUACUAUGCUUAUACAAGCAUCACUCAUACUUGUAGGUGGUUGCAGGUAAGUGAAUUGUGUGACUCUUCUUUGGACAAUGCAUUACAGUAACUUGCAUUUAUUGUCUUCAGAACCUGUAAGAUUUAGGCUUUUGUAAUAAGCCACAAUAACCAUGAUGUUUUGUUGCUGUUUUAUGAGCAUGCUGUAUCUCAGGUUUUUAACCCCAUUUUAUUACAAAAAUCAAUGGUGCAGCUAAUGAAUGAGUUGCCAGGAAGCAGAUCAUUGUAUUGGCACAAAUAUUUCUGGGAUUGCUUCAGGGCAAACAUUGCAACUCACUCACUGUAUGGCGAAAGGUUUUCCCAACAUCUCAACAAUCAGUUUUUGAGGGAGAUUGUUUCUUUUUUAGAAGCAUAAGUUUUUGUUUAAACAACCUUGAAAUAUGAAAUAAAAUCUACUGAUUGACUCUUCUCCAUCAACAAGGAUUAUUGUGAAACUGAUUGGGUAAUAGUCUCGAAAUUUAAUAAAUGAGCUAUAAAUGACCAAGAAGUAACUCAACAAAGCCUUUAAGUUUUUUAACAUGUGUUAAGUCUACGUUCAGAAUUUUUCUUGGUUUGGUUAUACAAAAGAGCACUAUGGUGAUACAUAAAAGUAAUUAAACACCUUCAUUGCUUCUUCACAGCUUCUUCAUUGUGAUCAAUAAGAACAAACCAAAUUUGAUAGGUGGCCUUGGUUGACAUGUCAGGCCACUAUAUCGGUCGACUGUCAAGGUACUUAUCAACUGACUAUUGGUGGACAGUCGACCGACUAUUGGUCGAUAGUCGACUGAUAUUUGACCGAUACUUGACCAAUACUUGACUGAUACUUGACCGAUACUUGACCGAUACCUGGCCGAUACUUGACUGAUACUUGACCGAUACUUGACUGAUACUUCACCGGCAGUUUAUUGCUACAUAUCAGCCGAUGCAUCGGCCGUCAGUCGGUUGAUAUAUCGGUCAACUACCGAUCAACUAUCGACCGACUAUCGACCGACUAUCAACCGACUAUCAGUCAAUAGUCGACCCAAAGUCAACCGAUAUAUCGGUUGACUGUCAGCCAAUAUGUCGACCGAGGCCACCUAUAGUACACAUGAUCCACCUUUUCUUGUGCAACAAUGAGGAGCUUCAAAUGGGUUACUUAGGGGUGAUGCACAACUGAAUAUAUGUCCAUAAUUUCUGCUGGAGUUCUUAUGAUCUUGCUUUUCCUUUCCUAACUCCAAGGAGUAAGAGGAGAAAAAGUUGCAGCUCAAAAACUUAUGGAUUUUUCUCAAACAAACUCACUUGACAAGGGAUUUCCUUGUGUUUUUCAUCACUUAUAUUAUCCUGCUAGAGAGCAACAGCUGGGUGAAAACAAUUUACAUCUGCACUAACAAUGACUUCUCUCUUUUGAGGAGGUAUAUUUUCAGACAUUGUUAUUAGUUUAUUUGAUAUUUUAACAAGUAUGAAGACAGGCUUUGCAUACUCAAGUACAACUGAAAAGACUCCAAUGAGUUAUUUUGUAGUGAUUUGUGGCUGAUUUUGUAAUAUUCAAGAUCAUUAUGUGUUGGUGAUUUCACAAUGGACUGACCUUAUUCAGGAGAGAAGUUUAUAUGUAUAAUUUUUAAUAUAUUUCGUGGUAACUGUGACAAAAAUAAACACUUCCCUCUUAUCAACAUAAUCUUACCUAUUUAUGAUAAAACUGUGGCAAGAAAAAAAGUUCUCCAAAAUAUUUUUUUGGAUGUCCAAAUAACAUCUAGCCAUAUAUCUAGCAACUUGCAAUUUUUGCUCUGUGGCAAUCCCAGAAACUUUGUGCAAACGCAAGGAUCUGAUUACUGGCAACUCAUUCACUUAUUGGUGAUGUAAAUUGUUAGUCUCAUGAUUGUCUUGUAUUAUUUAAGGACCCUUGAUUGUGGUAACCAUAACUGUCAAAAUGUUUGUCAUAUUGGAGUUUGUAAAGAAUGUCUGCUGAAGCCAUCAAUUUUAACAAGUUGUCCAUGUGGAAAAACUCCUGUUUUUGAUUUGCUUGGUGGUCAUGAUGUCAGAAAAUCCUGCUUAGAUCCAGUGCCAACCUGCAAAUUGAUGUGUGGGAAGGUUCUUCCUUGCAGUCCAUCCAAAGGUAUUUUGGCAAGACCUUGAUUCUUGACAAGAUCCAUGAGGAUUUGCAUAUUGUGUAUUUUAACUAGUUUUGAGUAGUGUUUCAUGAAAAAAUCUUCAAUAGAAUUCCUUAUUUAUUGAGUGGCUAAGCUCAAAAUGUAGUUUAUUUCUUAAGGUGAAUGGCUCUAUACAGAAUUCUUAAAAGCUAACUUGUGCUCUUCACAGUCCUACAACUUUCACAUGUGUUGGUACAUGGUAAACUGUCACUGCAAUAGUUAGCUUUUAACAAUUACAUCAUUAAAGGGAAAUUACACCAUGAAAUUGUAUGUAAUAUACAACUUAUUACAUAACAAUGUUGACUGCUUGUCCUGAAUCCCAAGGUACUUGAGAAGACAGUGAUACAACAAGAACAUAGUUUACAAUGUUCUGGUAACAUAUUAAGAUCAACUUGUUUAAAAAUUGUUUUCAAAUACCCAGUGCUAUAAAAGGUUUUCUCCUGUUUCAUAGAUCUGUCAUCUGUGGAAGGCAGAGGAGGCAAAACCACCAAAGAGCACUGCUGUAAAAUGCAAUGUCAUCUAGGUGAGUGUGGUCCUUGUGAUGGAAGGACAAAAGUCAAGUGUAGAUGUGGUACAAAUUCCAAGGUAAGUAACAAUCAGCAAAGCAGGUCUUACCUAAACAAACUGAAUUAUUGCAACUGGUCCUUCCUCUAACAAUAGCAUGGUGUGAUUUUGUGAGAUAUGUCUCUACUGUGGCCACAAUGAUACCACCUUGAAUUAAAAUAAUAGUGUCUCAAAUAUUUGAUUUGGAAUUCCUGCAGUAUGUUAUAAUUAUCACAGAAUUUAAAAUGACCUAAUUUCUCCCCUUUUCAAAUCUACAAAGUUCUGUUUUCACAAGAGGCUUAAAGGCUUACUUAAAUUCUGUUCAAAGUAUCCCUAAAUGUUUACAUAAUGACUGGGAUCUCGUACAGAUCAUUUUCUUGUAAUCAGGAUAAUCAGCAAUUGGUGAAUGGAGUUUCAAAAUGCAUGACAGCUUGCUGAUGCAGAUAUAACUCUUGUGACGUUCAUUUCAUUUGCAAGAAAUUUGUCCUCUAUACUGAAAGAGAAUGUUGUAGAAACUGAUGUACUCACUGUAUUUUUGACUAAAUAUAUUUUCCAAAUAUUUCAUUGUUAAAUUUGUUCUUAAUUUACAACUUUGUAGAACCAUGUUGGAUAUAAUUACUUUGUUUCAGGUCAUACUGAUAGUGACUGCAAGAAAAACAAAAAAAGUGAAUGAUUUGAAAAAUUUUUAAUUGAGAAAAUAAUCAAUCCACAAUAUUUGUAUGUUGCAGAAGGCAAUUUUUCUGGCUAAAACUGUUCUUACUAAAAAAAAAAACAGGAGUAUUAACAUCCGUGUCCCCCUGAAAUAACCACCUCACUGCAACAGACUGUUCUUUUUGUCCCAGGGUGAGUGUUGUGGUGAGGUGCAAGUGUAUUUCCAGUGUAACAUUCUGGAUGUGUUCUAUUUUCUUCCACAGGAGAUCCCUUGCUCAGAGAUAAACUUUGAAGGUAAUUUUAUAAUGAAAACUGCACACUGUAGACAUGCUCAAAGGCUCUGUUUUGUGUAUUGCUUAGUUGUCAAUUUUUUUUCAAGUGCUUUUCAAAACUGAUUGAACAAGGUGUCUGAAGUUUGCAACUUGGACCUGAAUAAUGUCUUAAGUUUAUUACUACCAGAUAUCACCUAAAUCUAAAUGAAUUUUUAACAAAACUAGGUCUUACAAGACUUAUUUUCUCCCCUCAUGUCCAAAAAAAAAAGAAUAUACCUGCGACCAACGCUGUAACAAGAAAAGACGAUGUGGACGACACAGGUGUAACAAGAAAUGCUGUGGGGUAAGUGCUUGGGAUUAUUCUAAAGGAUAGUGGUUCACUAUUGUACUCAUUUCAGCAACAAAUAGUCAAUUUUUCUGUGAGAUUUUACUAAGCAACCUGACAAAUUUUCCGCAAUUUAUGUCUCUAAUUAAAUUACUAGCUCAACAGUCUCUGUUAUGUAUAACACAUAAUACCCAACUUAAACUGUUCCCCUAGAAAAAGAAUUUUGUGCCUAGCUGGUAGUAUUUUUGGGCACUUGAUGGACUUGAGGGCAAGAAAGGGGAAAAAAAGGUUCAUGUUUGCAGUUUUCACUUCCUAUACCUUUUGUUACUCUACCACUUAUUUGUGCAGCCCUUUUGAUCAAAUGUCCCUCAGCUCUGCAGACUAUGAUAAGGAGGAUCCUAUCAUUGAGUAAAGUGUUUAUUUUAUCAUAAUUUUUGUUUUGUGUUAUGACAGACAGACAUGAUUAUUUGGAGUGAAUCAUUAAAUGUAUUUCAGUAUUUUACAAAUGAGUACAAGUAAAUGCCAUGCACUGUCUCAUGUAGGUAUGUGUUUUCUUAAACACCAUUUGCAUUAACUUGGCUGUGUUCUUAUUCCUUAAGGAUGUGGAACACAAGUGUGAGUUUAUUUGUGGUAAAAAGCUGCAAUGUGGUCUUCACCAAUGCUCAGAACCUUGUCACCCUGCUGGUUAUUGUCCACCUUGCUUGAUGUCAGGUAGCAGUUUUCUUACCUCAUGAGUUUGUCUUACCCCGGCCUUGUUACUGUACAAAAAAACAACAACAAUCAAAUUUGUCAACAGAGGACAUCAGUUAGAAAAAAUUUGCCAUAUUUGUAAAACUGGAACAUCUGCAUAUUAAGAAAGACAACUCAAUAGACCAAUGGGGAAUAAUGUUAUCUAAUGGAAAAAUCACUAUCUACCGGCUAGAGAUUUAUCCAGAGGAUAGCAUGCUCCACCCUUCCAACAACUAUGGCCAAUAGGAAAUGCUACUUAAGAUCUAAACUGUUGAUAGUACAGAGAGAUUGUCCAAUCAAUGACUUACCCAAUAGUCAGUGAUGUUUCAACAACUUUACCAGAAUUCACCUUCAGAGGUAGACCAGGAUAACCUGCAAUUCAGUAAUUCAGCUUGAAUGUAGAAUUUUGUGAUUUUAACAGCUCUUCAGGCAGAUAUUUAAAGAACUCUACCAUUCUUGGUAUGUGCAAUCAUUGAACAUUAGACAGGGAAGUGUAAAUAAGCAAGGUUUUGGAUUGUCUUUUGUGUAUUACCUCUUUCACCCUUUGUGUGUAGAAAUUGGAAUCACAUUGAGUAAACUUCACUUUGUUCCAGAGCAAGUGGUGUUCCGACAUGCUGAAACAGUGGAGGUCUAUUUUUUUGCAAGUAGUUUAUCCCUGUCAUGCUCUUUGAUUCUCUCUUUUCCAAUCUCGUCGAUGUAGACCUUGCUGCACUCACAGAGCAUUCUUUAAACCAAGUAUCCUUUGGUCACCUAUUUGGUGUGAUAGUAGCAUGGUCUUUGACUAAAAAACUGCCUGUUGAAAGUGUUUCUUACUAUGUGAUGUUGCCAUCAUUCUGGAUUUGUGACUUGUGGGAAGCUUUCAAGCAAACAACUCAAUAUCUUUUAGAGUUCUUUCAGUUGGAAAACGUGUUGCUGUAGACAGUUCCAAAUUUGUUCGGAAAGACCUUUGACAUAGGGCAGGACUGGGGUGGAUCUCAACUCAGUGGAGGGUUCAAUGCUGUGGUAGGUGUCUUGGCUAUGUUACCCUCUGCAUGAAAGAGGAAGGAUAACUGUUGGAAACAACAUAUGAUGACAGAUGUUUCUUCUCCAUAAAGAUAAUGGAGGGUUUUGAUUGGAGACAUUUAGCACGCUCGUAGAUACUUGAUAAUACUGUGCUUUACUGAUUGUGGAUGGUAUGAGUUAUGGGCUUAGUAGUAGUAAGUAUGUUGUCUUCCUGUUUAUGCCAGUGGGUAGCCAUCCAUCAGGUUCUCUUUUAACUGCAUUGUGAAGGAAGGUGGCUCUGUUGCUGUUUUCUUUUUCCAUAGUGAAGAAAAUGGAAGGCUGUCAGUUUAAAAUCUGUAGGAAGCUUUCUAUGCUCUCACAUGCCAAGAUGAUAAAGGUGUUGUCUAUGUAGUGCUUCCAAAUCCUGGGGGGAUGAUGUUACUGCUUGUUCUUCAAACCUCUUCAUGUAGAGGAUAGCAACAACAGUGGAAACCAGACCCCUAUAGCUGUGCCUUCUGUCUGUUUAUAAAUUGAUCCAUUGUACUGGAAGUACAUACAUAUCAAUACAAACUUGAGGAGAUCCAUGAUCUGACUAAGUGUUGUUAUGCAGUUGGAUAGAAUAUAAUCAUUUUCAAGUUCCUGCAGAGCUGCUUGUACAACUGUGUUGAUUGGAAUAUUUGUAAACAAUCAUCUAAACAGCUAUUGAUCCCUUAUCAUCUAGUGAAGAAAACCAUGAUCUUAUGGUUACUGAUUAGCCAGAACAUGAGUGAACAAAUGACUUUUCAUGAUUUUUGUGAAGCAGUUAGCAGCUUGACAGAAUUCACUGUCAUAUAUCUUUUAUUUCACCCAGUAAAAGAAAAAAAAAAGCAAAGACAAAACUUGCAAUCACAAGAAAUGUGUUCUGUGUUUCCAGGCAGGUGGGAGACUGGAGGUUUGUUUCAAAUUACAAGCAGAAGACUCUGUUAUCAAAGAUCAUAGCGUAACUAUGCAAAUACUUUAAGCAACUGCAACUCAGAGUGAUGUACAAGUAGAAAAAUAGAAAAGAAGCUGGCAUAGCUAGGCAAAGGAGGGUCUGGAACAUUGGGUAGAAAAUGGAGAACAAGUUUGGACAGAAAUUUGAUGCACACAGGAUAUCGUCUUGGGUUGUUUUGAUCAACUGCCUGUUGAAAGUGUUUUGUAUCAUGCGAUGUUGGAAGGCUACCACCAUUCUGGAUAUGUGACUUUUUGGAACCUUUCAAGCAAACAACCCAAGAUCUUUUAGAGUUCUUUUAGUCAACUUCUACCUUAUUACAUAAGUUUUGAUAAAAAUGAUUGAUAUUGUUUCAUCGUAUACCACAUUUCCAGCAGAAAAAGAUUUUGAGUUUCCAAGAUAUUUAUGCUGACUCAAAUUUUGGUAACCAGUAACCAUAUGUCCUCUUAGAGGACUUAAGUGUGCAACUCUGGCAGAAAGUUUGCAUGUCAACAAAAAGAAGGUUUUGAUUGUCCAAUGUUUAAUGACCAUUUACCAAAGUUUAACACAAAAAAUGCCAUUUGAAGCCAGUUUUUACUGAAUGGAGCUAAUGGGUUAUUGAGAGGGGAAUUUUUUCAUAUUAUUCUCUUGCAACUGCUUUACUGAGGUAGCCACUGACUUCAAAUCUUAUUGAAAGCACUGCAAAGGACUCCAUGAUCUUGCUUUCUUGAGUCGUUUCACCACUGAUGAUAGGCACAAAGUGGGCUGAGUUGAGCACUGAAAAGUCUGAGUUACCUGUUAGCAGAAAUAAGAUGUUAGCUGAAUGAGCAGACAAAUCAUAUGCUAAAGUGUUCACACACGACACAUUUGGUCUCAGUAUAUUGCCUUGAUUUAUCUUUGGUAAACCAUCUUGGUCUGAUAGGUGUGAGCAUUUAAGACUACAUUAGGAAGACUGCAUCAUUUCCUUCAUGAUGUAUAGGUCACACAUACUUAUUUGAUGUCAUCACCUCAAGAAGAGAGGCAGUAUGCAGUCAAACAUUGCAAUCCACUUCCGUAGUGGCCUCAUUUAUGAGACAAACAAUGACAUUUCUCUCUUGAAAGUCUUUGGAUGUGUACAGAAGCUGUGGGAAUUGGGUCCUUGUUGCAGGAAGUGUGUGUCUAAAUGCUGAAAAUUGACCAAUAACAAAUGACUCUAUCAUUGUGAGCGAAGAUAAACAAAUUUACAAUACCAUGAACACUUUCUUACAUUUUCGUGAUAACAAAUCUUUUCAACUCUUUAUGGUGGCCAAUUUACUUAAUCAACUCUAUUGAUAAUAUUAAAUUGCCCUUUCAAUAAGAUACAUAACUAAAAAUUUGCUAGCUGACUUUUAUUAAGUUUCUGAAACUCUAAGUCCCUUUUUUCAGGCUUUGACGAAUUAAAAUGUUACUGUGGAGCUACAGUUUUGUACCCACCAAUCCCAUGUGGAACUACACCUCCUGAGUGUGACAAGCCUUGCUCAAGGAUUCAUACUUGUCACCAUCCAGGUAUGAUAGCUAUUCACAUAGUUUGCAGGUUGAAGGUUAUUUCACCCGAAAGCGUUCUUUAUCUCAUUGGCAAAGAAUUUUAUACACACUUUCCCUUCCCGCAGUUUAUUUUAGAAUCACAAAAGGGCUUAAACACAAGCAAUAGUUCAGAGUGCUACUGUUGUAUAUACUCUAUGGUAUGGUAGACCUUUCAAAACAAAUUAUUUUGAAUACAUGCAAAUAACAGUGAAGGGGCAAGCACGACAACAGUUGAAUUAAACAAGAAGGAGAGUGGUGAUGUUAAAUGGAAACUGUAAGCAAAAGGCAAGUACCUAAGUUGCCCAAGUAUUGUAGUCAUAAAUGAAAUAUAAGAAAAUCAAGAGUGUUUUCUGUAACAUACUUUUAUUUUGAUCAUUAGUGAAUCAUACAUGCCACAAUGACGAAACGUGCCCUCCUUGCACAAUAUUGACCAAGAAAAAAUGUAUGGGAGACCAUGAGGUACUGUUGGCCUGUAUGUUCACAAUACCAAAGCUUCCUGUUGUGGUUUGUUGGCACAAUGCUUGAGAAUUGCUUGUAUAAGACCCAAUCUUAUUGAGGGUUGAUUUCAAAAUGACGCAAGUUGUCCAGACUUGUAUAGCCAGGAUGCAACAAUUAAAUAAACAAAAAAAUUUAUUCAGUGAUCAUGAGAGUGGGUUAAGGAAAAUUUUGGAGUCUCCCUCCUGGUUUAAAACCUCAGACCUUCAUAUCGGAGUGCUAAUGCUCUUCCACUGAGCAACAGAACUCAGACAGUUAAGCCACAUACUAGGGAUGGGAUGUGAGACAAGUGUCUUACAUGCUGCUAGGAUCAGGAAGUACGACCAAUUUAAUCAGUCGGGCCAUUUUAACAAGGUAAACCAUUUUACCCAGUAAGGUCAGUUUAUAACCAUUUAAUUUAGACCUUGUUAAGCAGUUGGAGGUGGCGCUGGAGGCUAAUCUGGGUUAAUUUGGCCAUCUUUUGCUCCGUUUUGAAAAAUUUCAAGGGGUCUAAGACUAACCAAAAUAACCCAAGUAAGUCAGUUUUAACCAGGUAGGAUCAAUUUAAUUUGUUUCACCAUGUUAACUGGUUGCAUCAUUUUAACGAGUUGGACCAUUUUCUCUGGUUACACCAUUUACUACAAGUUGGACCAUUUUAUCUUGUUAGAUCAUUUUCUCUAGUUAGACCAUUUAAACCAAAUUAAACAUUUUAACCACUUAGACCAUAUCUUCUAGUUAGGUCGUUUUAACAAAUUGGACCAUUUUAAUUGCUCUAACUAUUUUCACCAGGGGUAUCAUUUUAACAAGUUAGACUAUUUUCUCUAGUUAGACCAUUUUAUCCAGUUGGACCAUUUUAAUCAGCUGGAUAUUUAUAACAAGUUGAACCAUUUGUUUUGUAAAUUAGACCAUUUGAAUUGGUUGGACCUUUCUAUGUAGUUAGACAAUUUUCACUGGUAUGACCAUUUUAUUUAGUAAGACCAUUUUAAGUGUUUUGAGUAUUUUAUUAAGUUGUCAUUCUAUCCGGAUGGACCAUUUUCUCUAAUUAGGCCAUUUUUACCAGUUGAACUAUUUUAUCUAAUUAGACAAUUUUCUCUCAUAGGACCCUUUUCAUAUGUUCCACCAUUCUAUCUUGUUUCACCAUUUUAUAAAAAUACCCCAUUUUAUCUUAUUACCCUACUUUAACCAACUGGACCAUUCUAACAAGUGGAAUCUUUUUUCCUAGUCAGGCCAGUGUAAAUAGUUCAACCAAUUUACCUAGUUAGAGCAUUUAAGUGGCUGGACCAUUCUAUCUAGUAAGACCAUUUCAAUUGUUUGAACUGAUUUAUUCUGUUCGACCACUUUAACGGGUUUUCCGUUUCCAUUUUCCUUAAUUGGACCAUUUGUGCCAGUUGGACCAUUUCACUGGUAUGACCAUUUUUAUUAGUAAGACCAUUUAAAGUGGUUUGAGUACUUAUUUAGUUAGGUCAUUUUAACCAGCUGGACCAUUUUCUCUAUUUCGACAAUUUCUACCGGUUGAACCACUUUCUCGCCCUAGACUAUUUUCACUAGUUCCACUAUUUUUCUAGUUUCACCAUUUCAACCCCUUGGAUCAAUCUAUUUAGAUAGACCAUUUUAAGUACUUAGACCAUUUUACCUAGUCAGACGAUUAUCACCAAUUUGACUGUCUUAGGCAAUACACCCAUUUACCUAGUUAAACCAUUGUAAACGGUUGGACCAUUUUUAAUUUUUAAUUAUAAAAAAGAAAAAUAAUUCUUUGUUAGCAUGUAGAGUGGUAUGUUGCUAGCACCAAUCAGAUCGCCGCAUUUGGGUAUUUAUCUCUCACCAAUCAGAUUGCCGCAUAAGGGUAUGUAUCUCGCACCAAUCAUAUCACAGCAUUUGGAUAUCUUGCACCAAUCACAACGUUUAGGGCAUGUUUCUCGCAUCAAUCAUAUCACAGCUUCCCUGUAAAAGAUGUCAUGGAAUCAGGAGGCUGUACACAAAGAAUGACAUACACCCCAAAUUUGGGCUUAUUUUGAUAAGUGUAAUGGUUUGUGGCCUUCGCGAGAGUCUCGUCGAUUAAGGUCGAUAUUUUUCUGGAUAUGAAAGGUUCGCAUUUAACCUGUUUGUAUCAUUUUUAGUUAAAACGUGUUUUUUGCUCCUUUACUCACAGCUCGCGCGCCAAACAACCAUUUUAUCUAGUACGACGAUUUUUAGCAGUUUGACCAUUUUAUUUACUCAGGUCAUUUUAACCAUAGUAACCAGGUUGACCAAUUUCUCUAGAUAGACCAUUUCUACCCGUGCAACCAUUUUCUCUACUUCGACCAUUUAAACUAAGAAGUUAGUUUCAUUUCAACAGUUGGAGUGUUUUGCCUAGUAAAACCAUUUUAACCGGUUAGUCCAUUUUAAUCACAUGUCAUUGGUUGGAACAUUUAGUUGGACUAGUUAGACCUAGUUAGAUCAUUAGUGUCAGUUGGACCAUUUUAUCUGGGUACACCAUCUUAAUCAAUUGCGCUAAUUUGUCUAAUUGACCAUUUGAAGUGGCUCGGCCAUUUUUUCUAGUUCAACCAUUUUAACCAGUUGCACCAUUUUAUCUUGUUAGUUAGUUCACUAAUUUGGUCGACAAUGUCAAAAGAGAUAUGCAUUUGUUGAUAAUUAAGGCAUGAUGGUAGAUUUGGGUAGAUCAUGCAAUUGCUAAUGCAGAAGGUCUCAGGUUUGAAUCCUCAUGGGGGACUGAUGAAUGAAUAACAUGUCUCUGCCACUGGCAACCAACCUUCUCCCUGGAAGUUUUCUGCACAAUUUCAGAACUAAAACAGUUUGCUGUGGAUCGUUACUGUCCAUGUCCUUAUUAUAAAAAAGCAGUAAGAAUGAGCAAAAUGUUAGAACUACCAUCCCUACGCGCUGUCAAAUAUACAACUGGUGUUUAUUGAAUAUCAAAGUAAAGUGCUUUCAGUCUUUACACAGUUGCAUUAAUUUGCUCGACUUAUUGAGUGUUUUUCCCUCUCUGAGUUUGGUUUAGGUUUUUUCAUAGCAAUGGAAAGAUAGUGCAUUCACUAAUGGAAGCAGAUAACAUGGAGGAAAUCCUUUAUCAUUCGAUGUCAUGAAUUUGAUCUGGUUUCUUUAAGGUUCGACACAACAUUCCGUGCCAUGUAAAUGAUGUCUCAUGUGGAAAGGAGUGUGGAAAACCACUGAAUUGUGGACACAAAUGUCUUAAAAUUUGUCAUAGGGUAAUUCAAUGAAGAAUUUAUUUGUUUUCGAGAUCAAAUUUUCCAAACCAACAACAUAUCGUCUGUUUGUGUAUCAAUUUUGUGGGGACAGUUGAUAUUCCUGAUAUACUUGUACCAUGGAAUACAAAGAAUCUUAAUCUGAUCGCAUGUAACUUAGUGAAGAAAUUAAUAAUAAUUAUAGGGUUUCUAUGGGACUUGUGUUUGGCGCCUUACUAUUGCAGAGCCAAUUGGUAACGUCGUAACGUGUACAAUUGUCUGAUACCAGUUUAACAAAAUCGUUUUUUGUAUAGAUCAACUACUUUUUUUCCGAAGAGGGAUAACGGAACAUCAAUCCCAGGUUGCUUGAAGUUUUUUGUUAAAGAUUUGUUGUGUUCAUUCAGCUUCCAUGUCUGAGUGACGAUGAGCCAUGUUUACAACCCUGCGAGUUUCCACGUAAGGAUUGUGGUCACCCAUGUGCAGCAACCUGCCAUUCUGGCAAGCAAUGCCCAGCAAUACCAUGCAAAGUCAAGGUAUGUUUCGUUAAGUUCCUGUUCAAAUUAAAAACUACGUUCCAAUGAAGGUUCAAGUGUGAUAACGAGCUAAAUGGCUCAUUCUGUUGGUGUAUAUCUCGGUUUCUGUAACAGAAGUCAGCUGAAAAAUUUGUUAGUCAAUCAAAAGCCGACUCCCCCCCCUUCCCCCUCAAUACCAGCACUCUAUCAGGUAGACAUUAUCAUGUUGGAUUUCUUCUUUUAUUGUUGUUUAAUGUAGCUUUUUUUUUGUGGAAGCAACUGAGGAUGGUGUUCAUACAGGUUUUUUAAGAGGAAAGAUUCUUUUCAGGUCACAGUAAAAUGCAAAUGUGGGAGACGUUCAGAAAAGUUACCCUGUCUUCAAGGAGGCGAAAAGACGGCUGUUACUCAAGCAUAUCAGCGGUAAGGUUAAUUACAGUGCUUGAAGCUAUUGUAUCAUAAACAACUACAACGUCAGAGGUACUUUGUAUGAUCCGUGAUUUUCUUUCGAUUUACUUUUAAAUCUAACUCCUUACUUUGAAAUCGCAGUUAAAGUGGAAUACAAUUUCCAUGGUGAAAUUGAAAGGAACUUAAGUUGCUAUUCCUCCUUAUUAUUAUUUGCUGAUUUUUUUUUUGUAUUAGUAGGUAGCCUGGGGAUUGAAAAAUUGAUAUGUAUCUAAUUUGUUUGUAAUUUGAAAGAGGAAAGUAUUUUUUUAAAAUUUUCAUAACUAUAACUAAAUCCUACCAUAGUGCUAACCAGGAGAGGGUGGGUGUGUUUGUAUUGUAGCCUGGCCACGGAGACACUUGCAACCAAGAUGAAAGAUUUACAAAGUGGCCAGUGUAUAGAUAUCAGCAGCAUGAUGAAAGUGGAUGAUAAGAAGUUACGAGAGUAAGCUCAGUUUCAACAAGUUUCUUCAUCUUAAAAAUUUUAGCAGUUGGGUUCCUUGUGCUCGCCACUAUAUUUUAGGGGCAUUUACAGGUCACUCGGCGUAUCGUUUUACAGUCGUUUCGCUUCUAUUACAUGUGAUUCGCGUCAAUUCAACAGUACUAUUGAAACAAAAAAAAUUUAUACUUAAAAAUAUAUCAAAAAAUUAUAAAUCAUAGGUAAAUGCGUCGAAACUUUCUGUCGUGUCUGAACGUAUCCAACAUUCCAUGGUCACAGGCCUCCUAACCUCACGUCUCCAAAAAGUGAAAAAGUGUCUUUUCUUGCAUGAAGGCUUCACACUUUGUGUGAGUCCCAACGUGACCGCCCAGAUGACGCGGUGUUAGGUUACGGAGAUAUCGUUGAUAAUUUAUAUAGCUAGUAAGACGUUGUAAGGGGAAUAAGUCAUCGUCGGUUUAGAGCGCUAAAUUAUGCAAAUAUUGACAUUAUAAUUUAAGCUGAACAAAACUAAUUCACAUCUAGUGUGUCCCAUACAGUCUUACCGAUCCUUGGCGUGAAGCAGAGGCUAUACACCAGAAUUUCGAGCCUUAUCCGGUCCGAGGUGGUCUGUGUCCAGACAUUUCUCCAGGGUCUAUUCUUUUCCUCCUCAAAGAAAUUACUUUCUUUGAGAGUACGCUCAAUUCCUCAACGGUUCUUCGCUUAUCCUAACACCGCGAGGGUAACGUUCAGACUCGUUUGAAGCCUUCAUUAAUGAAUAGAUCAUUAUUUUUCGCCUUUCUCGAAACGUGAUCUUGGGCCGGCAAUGCCGCGAUAGGAUGAACACGAAAGGUGCCCAGCCAUCCCCACCUGAGUACCUAGCCACCAUCACAUACAGUUUAUUGAUCUUAAGUAUAUGUGACACGUGUAAAAUUAAGGGUGUGGUUGAAGGACUAUGUCUGUUAAGAGCAUACGGAACAUUAACAAAAAAAAAAGAAUGAUUUAACCUUUGAUUUUAUCUCAAAUAAUUCUGUUAAAUAACUGCUGCACCCGAGAGAAGUUCACUUUUCACACACUGAACCUGUUGAAAAAAUACUCCCAAAAAAGGCUCCCUUGAGAGCCACCAAGACAAAAGAGUCCUCUAGAAGCAACCUUUGCAAUAUGUCAUAACCAGCCUCAACUGCAUUUUAGAUUACCUAAAUGAGUUCAUUUGUUAUUGUUAAUGACGUUGUCCAUUUCCACAAGCAAUUUGGAAACAACGUCGAUGGUUGUUGUGGGAAAAAUGUUUUUUGAAGAAAGAUUCAGUUUAUUCAUUAGAAAACUCGUAAGAAUGAUUAGUCUUCUCCAUAAAGAAAAACAGAAAAAACUCAGGAACACCUUUUUACAAUUCAGACUUGGAUGAAAACGACUGAUUGUUUUGGCGGGGUGACUUCUGAACUUGUGAUUUGCUUCGAAACAAUCUAUUAUCUGUAGAAAUUCUCUUCGGAAAUCCUUUUUAUUUUAUUGUUGUGGUGCAGUAGUGGGUACGUUCCUUGGGGAUUUUAAUUAACUUAAGAGACUGCAAUGUUAUGUCAACAUAUUCUUAAAUUCAGCUGAAAAGAAAAGUUCGAGAAAAUACUGGGUAAAGUAAGUGGUGUAAAAUGUCCUAGUCCAAAUCAGUGUUGAUUCGUACACACCAAAUUAAAAUCAGGGAAUGGUUGUUGAGUGUAUCAGUUGACUCACAACUGCAUGAAUUUUUAUGAAGUAGUAAGGGAAUUAAUUAUAAUAGACAUUGACAAGGCCAACGAUGGAGGGAAGUCUCCACUGGUACCUAAUAUUUCCUGCAAGGAUUCCAGAGAAUUAGUUGUAGAUCUCAGUAUAUUGGCUGUUCCGUUUUUUCCUCAGGCUUGAGUGUAACAGUGAUUGUCAUGUACACGAACGAAACAGGUAUUUAAUUGUUUUUCAAGACCCCCUUUGGAAAAGAAUUUACUCAGACGUCUUGUCUUAAAGUAUUUGCGAUUUAUACUGUACUGCGUAACUUGGUGUCAUAUCUGGGAUUCGACAACACACGAAACGUUCGAGAUGUUUUGAUGGGCUACAGGUUACACUGCAACUUGAAAACAGAUCGUUAGCAUUGCGUCAGUGCUGAAUGAUUGCUGAUCACAAUCUUUUCAAGUUUGAAUGUUUUACAGUUUUUGUCAGUUGUAUUAUUAUUAUUAUUAUUAUUAUUAUUAUUAUUAUUAUUAUUAUUAUUAUUAUUGUAAGUAGUAGUAGGAGUAGUAGUAUUACAUGAUUUCCGGACGAUUUAGAUAAUCUGUGAUGCAACAAAACGCUUUACAGUCACUCGGCUCUGUCACGCUCAGUAAUCCAGCAAUUACUUGGUAUGGCUUUUUUAUCUUUUCAACAGACGGUUGGCCGAAGCACUUAACAUUGAAAAUGCUGAUUUGUCCCAAGAGGUCUCAUUUCGCUAUUCACCAUUCCUUUGGACGGAAGCCAAGUAAGUGACACUGAAUCUUGACAGGAGUUUGCCCUGAUAUGACUAAUUUUUAGGUCAAUGGGAAAUUUCUUUUAAAAGAAGAAGCUCUCGACACAAUCCUUAUUUAGUUAGAGAAAUUCGUGAUAAUCAAAAUUGACAAUGAUCCGCCGUUACCACUUUAUAUUUCGAAACUAAGGUAUACCGAACCAAAGGCAUACAAAUAAGGGUUUGUGCAACUUUUAGUCCGUAUUUUCCGUUACUUUGACCAGAAUGAACGUUCAGUUCCUCUUACUAGUCUAGGUAGAGGACCAAACCGAAUUUUUCCCUUUACUAUGCUAUGGCCUUGUUAGGAUGUGCGUGGCAAUCAAUCGGGAGAAAAACAAAUGCUUUUUUUCCCUUACAUUUCUACUGUGUGUAUGACUGUUUAUUGGAAACGAUUUUAUGUCACGCAGAGCACUUUCAGCGACUCUUCUACCUGAAAAACAUAACGAGUUUGUCGUUUAGUCCUUAGCUCGUUUUAAUAGACUAUUUCAGAGGAAAGAAGGGGUUUAGAGAAUCGUUUGCUCGAACGUUUAAGAACAAUUGGCGAUGUAUAAUGGGAGGCUUUGGCGUCAGACCUGUUUUAGAUUUAUUGUACGAGCCACGAAACUGACCAAUCAUACUCUGCGUAUUUAAGUAUUUGAACAUACAUUUCAACCCACCCUUUCGACGCCCUUGUUUAUAUGUAACUAGGUUGGUGGGGUUUUCAUAGUGUUUGCAGUUCUCUGUUUGGUGUCAGUGUACUCACAUACUACCCACAUGUUCUCUACUCGUAACGAGUGAUUCAAGUUGUUUUCUUUUCUACAAAUAAAAGGCAAAAUCUAAAAUUUGCCAAGUCUGUGGAGGAGGCACUGGAAAAUCUUGUUCAAGCUACUUUGAAGGUAAGAAUUAAGAUCAGAAAUUUAUCUUGUUUAACAUUUUUUUACGGCAACCGGAUCAGUGAGUUGGAAAUUAUUUUUAUAAUUGAUGAAUCAGAAGUGGGAUGUGAUUAUUUAGUAAUGCCGCACUUUAAAUGAUUCAGGCCGAUAGAGUAAAUUGACUCUUUACGUCGAACUCGAAAAACCUCUUAAAAUCCACGUAGGAGAAGUAGCAAAAAAAAAAAAAGGUGGGAACUUAUAUAGUGGCACGAAACUCUUUGAAAAUGGAUUAACCGAAAAAAUAGGACGCUGAAUACUAUGUUAGAUAAACUACUCCAAAAAGAGGCUAAUUGUGAAAGGAUGCAGAUUUAAAUCACAAAAUAGAUAAUCUACAUACCACUGUAUGAAGAGUUACAUAAAAACUGUAGAGAUCUGGAAACGUGCCGUGAGAAAAUUUAUUUCGGACUCAUUUGUUCCUAUGUCUCUCAAUUGUAAAAAUUACAUUUUCAAGUUUGCGGAGUACUGCAAUGUUAUUAUUCAACUUCGGUGAAUGAUCGUUGAAUAUUACAGGCCUCUAGUGUCACUACAUGGGAUAAACGUGAACAUUAAAGAUGACAUUUGUACUUAUCACCUUUCAGUCAACAACAUCUCAAAGGACACAUUCCUUUCCACCGAUGAACUCAAAUCAAAGACGGCUCGUCCAUGAACUUGCUGUGUUUUACAACUGUGCAUCCAGAAGUUAUGAUAAAGAACCAAAAAGAAACACAGUAGUAACUGCCACUAAGUGAGUAUCAUAUGCCGUAGCCUGAUCUGGGAAGGGAGGAGGGGGUGCUCAUGAGAACGUUGGGUAGGGGUGUGCUGGAGAAGCCUGACCUAAUUUAAGACAAAUAGCGAUCAAUUCGCUACUCAGAUGUAGUCAUCAAACGGUGUGAAUUGUGGCCUGAUGACUUUAGAUCUUUGUCUAACACGUAGGGUGACCUGCCAGUGUAUCUUAGAAGUUUCCCGAGGUCAGCUACCAUUUUGAAAACUGGUCGCCAUCUUAUGAAACCUGACUGAGAAACUCUUGGUGGCGAGGUUGUUUAGCUCGCACGGUAGGCCUUCUCCAUCUAGUUUCCUCGGUGAAUCGUUUUCAAACAUCGUUUCUGGUCUCCACACUGAAUGUCUGUGUGGUCCUUUUGACUUAAUCAGCCAACGCUUUCUACUAUUUGAAUGAUACAUCGCUAACUAUUCAAUUAGUUAUAGGGUAUGUCAUUGUCUUUUCAGGGAGUCUCGUCUUCCUUCUGCAAGAUUAUCAUCACAGAUAGUGAGAGAAAUCAACCCGCCUCCUCCUCAGCCCAUACCAUUCCUACCCUCCUCUCAGGAACCUACAAAAAAGUUAGUAUAUUGAUGACGGACCUAAUUACACAUUAAAUUCGUUUAGUUGUGACGAAUAUGGAAGCGACCCUAGCAGUUAGAAACACCACUUCGGUAGUUGUGAAAAUAAGGCCUGAAAAAAAAAAACAGGCCCGUACGAGAUCUGAACCCAUUACCUUUGCGAUACCGGUGCAGCGCUCUACCAACUGAGCUAACAAGCCAGUUGGGAGCUGAUCAAAGUUGAGUCGUGAUCAAAGUUGCAGAUUUAUGGUCGUGGCAGCGAAGGCAAAGUUGGUGUCAAAAACCGUGAGUAAAGAAAACGUGAUUUGUUGUAGUAAAGAUUCGACCUUAAUAUGCGAAACAAAACAGUUCCUCAAACAAGAGUUUUGUGAAAAGACGAGCACAGAAAUUUGUGCCUCUUUUGCUGAUUGGCGCUUUCAAAAAUGGGCCUUUGAGUGCUGAAGCGAUUUUCUCUAGUUUUCUAACUCUACAUUUGAAGAGUGCCACAAAGCUGCUAAACUUACGUUAUUUUUAAAACACCUAAAACUGAGUACUUCAACCCUUCCCUUCAUAUUUUUGUACGAAAUUGACCAUUUAAAACACAGUAGAAGAGUUGCAGAUUUACGUAUUCGUUUUUUAUGAUAAAAAAUGAGAGAGGAAGGGAAGCCCAGGUAUUGAAAAGUUGCUCUUGUUAGCCUCGUUUCCAUGUCUCAGUGGGGCUCCAAAUAGCCGUCAGACGUAAUUUCCCACGCAAAAUAAAUUUCAAUCUCAAAAUAUCCAUUUCGGGAUUAGAACCUCUAACCAAGUUCACAUGCAAAAUUUGAGCCAAGUCGGUGAACCUGCCUGUCCCGCCUGAUCCGACAUUUAUGGACUAUCGCUUUUUAAUGCUCGUCAAUUUGUACAAAUCAGUGUUUGCACGUCACUGUUAUUGACAUUGAAAUCUAUUAUGAUGCAAAGGAACGAAAAAUGUCGAGCUAACGAAUCUCAAACUCGCUUUUUAAUAGCACUGAACGUUACUGCUUAUGCUUAAAUCGUUGACGUUUUCUUUCUUGUUGGUACGGUAAGAAAGUAACUCUGUUGUAAAUGUUAGUAGUUUCGCGAUCUCACCGCUCGCCUUGGAAAUUGCUAUUUUUUUUUUCGCUUUUGAGCUGUAAAAUGUUCGUCUUCUUAUCAACCUUUUCAUUUGCAGGUUAUUGUCUCAGGAAAGGAAAAAAACCGCAUGGGCACAACCUCCUGAUUACUUUUCCGAUGAUUUCCAAGACUGAUAAACAAGAUGCCAACUUGAUUUAACUUAAUUCAUAGGAGAAAGAGACAGAAGUUAGAAGAAGAACUGAAGUGUGAUCUUCCUGGCUCUUUAAUUAUAAAAUGAAUGAAGUGGGAAGACUUAAACGUCAAUUAAUUUACUCUUCUAACAUUUACUCUAAAAGAAUUACAAACCCUUACAUAAUAUUUUCUGAUACCUUUAGAAUAAGGAUUCGAAUUACCGCUGCAUCCUUAUGUCAGACUGCGUUUUUCGGGAAGGGAGUCGAGACUAGCAAAUAAACUCUAUUACCAUGAGCGUCAUGUUGAUGCUAAUAUCCAGCCAUUUUGACCACACAAGCUUGGUCAAUAACGAAUUUAUUGUAAAGAAAAAAGAUUUUGUCAAUAUUACGGUUAUUGUGAUCUUUUCUGUGAUUGGUGGAUUAGCUGAGUGGACUUAGUAUGAUUGGCUGCUUCAGCUGUCCGAUUACAGCCAACUGUCCGAUUACAACUGUACAGAAUGCCUACUGAAAAUUGAAGCUGUGGAUGCAACCAUAAUAUUAAUAAAAUCAUACUCGUGAUUGACAAAUCGGACAAGUCCGAUUUUGUUAAUCACUCCUAUGGUUACAGACCAGAUUGGACUCCACUCGCUCCUAUUUCUAUUAUUUAUUUUAGUUGCAGAUACGAAAUCUUAGAAAAAAAAACAGAGGAGUAUGUGUAUAAAUAGCAACACAAAGAUAAUUUAUGGCACACGUCAGAAUACUAUUCAUUUGCUCAAAGUUAUCAAAUCGAUUUCAACUUUAGGAAAUUAUAUUUGGAUUGAUGACAGAGAUUUAAGUGAAUAACAUCGAUUUUCCGGAUUGAAAGCCUUGAGAACUCUUUAAUUAAGAUGGGUGGUAACGAUUUUUGGUACAAUGAAACUGCAAAAAGUCAGUUUGUUCAUGUUGAGAGAAGAAAAGUUUGAUUUUGUCAUAAAACAACAAACACACUUUAACGUCACGCGGAUCAUGGUCAUUUGAACCCUAACAAGUCAGUCUAACAUGUCAGUCGUAAAAUCUGUGGCACGUCCGCUGGAAAGUUAGCCUCGUAAGCAAG